Messenger RNA from Schistosoma intercalatum, 1969 nucleotides. The record is from the annotation of a GenBank genome assembly. Lineage: Eukaryota; Metazoa; Platyhelminthes; Trematoda; Strigeidida; Schistosomatidae.
GCCAAGGUCGCGGUCUGGUGCACUUUAAAGUCUUUCUGCGUGUGGCUUUAUAAUGCCAGAGGUUACUCAUCAAGAUAAUGAUAAAAAGACAAAGAAGGAACUUAGAAAAUUACAACGCGAUAUAGGUAAAUCAAAGGUUCAAGAAGCAGAGGUUGAUCAGAAAACUGUGGUUAAGCUCCUUGGGGAAAAUGGGAUACUUGAUGCAACGGAAGCAUAUGGUGUUCUCCCAUUGUGUCAGUCACAGUUUACUGAAGGCCCCAAGUACACUGAACUGAGAGAAUUGUCAAAGGAGUCAAAUAUCAAUCAAAAUGUGUGGGUUCGUGGGCGUCUUCAUAGAAGUCGAAUGAAAGGAAAACUAUGUUUUUUUAUACUGCGUUUACAAGACUACAGAGUACAAAACGUGCUUUCUGUCGGGGAACGUACUCCAAAAGAAAUGUUGGCAUUCGUCUCCAGCAUUUCUAAGGAAUCGAUCGUCGAUGUUUUUGGGCGAGUUCUAAAAAGCCCUGUUCUCAUUGAGGGUUGCAAUCCAGAUACCAUUGAAAUCCAUUGUGAAAAAGUGUUUGUUGUAAGUGCUGCUCUUCCAACUUUACCUCUACAAAUUGAAGACGCAAUGAGACCUGAUGAUGACGAAACGACUUUGAGUCGGGUCAAUCAGGAUACUCGUUUAGAUAAUAGAUGCAUAGAUCUGAGGACUCCGGUCAAUCAAGCUAUUUAUCGGGUUGAAGCUGGUGUAGUCAAGUUUUUUAUGGAAUACCUUACUAAUGCUGGGUUUGUGAAUAUCCAUACUCCAAAAAUGAUUUCAGCAGCUUCCGAAGGUGGUGCAAAUGUUUUCAAAGUGUCCUACUUUUCUGGUAGUGCCUAUUUGGCCCAGUCACCUCAGCUAUAUAAACAAAUGGCCAUAGCGGCUGACUUUGAAAGGGUCUUUACCAUAGGCUCAGUUUUCCGUGCUGAAGAUUCUAACACACAUCGACAUCUUACAGAAUUUGUUGGUUUAGACAUAGAGAUGGCCUUCAAAAACCAUUACCAUGAGGUGGUCGAUCUUAUCGCAGAUAUGUUUGUUCAUGUGUUCAAAGGGUUGCAACGCGAAUAUCAAACUGAAAUCCAAACCAUAUAUCAACAAUAUCAUUCAGAACCUUUUGAAUUCCUUCAACCUACGUUACGCUUACAAUAUCGUGAUGCUAUUCGGAUGUUACAAGAUGCCGGUUGGGAAAUUGGAGAACUAGAUGAUUUAAAUACACCUGCUGAAAAGUUCCUUGGGAAAUUGAUCAAGGAAAAAUAUCAUACAGACUUUUAUAUUCUUGAUAAGUUCCCACUUGAUAUUCGCGCUUUCUAUACUAUGCCACAUCCUACUGAGAAGGGCUAUUCUAAUUCGUAUGAUUUUUUCAUGCGUGGGGAAGAAAUCAUGUCUGGGGCACAACGUAUUCAUGAUCCAGUCCUUUUAUCGGAACGUGCUACACACCAUAAAGUUGUGCUUUAGACCUACAUAAAUCUGCAUGUCAGGGCAUUUACGUUCGAUUCAAUACUAAAGGUCGUAUAUCAAAAAUUAGUUUGUCAUCGUCCUCAGAGUUAUUACAUGUCUGUGUGAAUCAAUUGUAGACUGGUCCAGAUGAGUACACUGCACACAUCUACAGUAUAUUCGUUAUAAAUUACUGCCUACUUCCAAUACGUAACUUGUGUUGUUUUACUUUCGUUGAUAUUUUAUGAUUUCUAUUUCAUAAGAAAAACCAUGUUGGUGUUUGAAUACAUGAAAGAACUAAGGAUCGCUUUAAAUCUGGAAAAGAUUAAAGCGUACAUUGACGCUUUUCGUUAUGGUUGUCCACCCCAUGCCGGUGGAGGGAUUGGUCUUGAGCGAGUGACUAUGCUGUUCCUUGGGUUGGAUAAUAUCAGAAAAGCAUCAAUGUUCCCACGUGAUCCAAAACGACUGACUCCUUAAUUUAUUUUGAUAAAUCGUUAACAGAACUCGGUAGCA